AGUGAUUGGGGAGCGGAGCGCAGUGCCGGGUGGGCUCGGAUGAACAUGGCUGCGAAGAAAGCCCUUGAGGUGUACUUAGAUAUGCUGUCACAGCCGUGCAGGGCUGUGCACAUCUUCCUAAAUCACAAUAAAAUACCUCAUACAGUGAAAACCGUGGCUCUGCGGAAGGGUGAGAACAGAACGGCGGAGUUCACCAAGCUCAACCCUAUGCAAAAGGUUCCUGUCAUGGUGGACAAUGGCUUUGUUCUCACUGAAAGCGAUGCCAUAUUAAAGUAUCUGGCCACUAACUACCACGUCCCUGAGCACUGGUACCCCCGGCAGUCCGAAAGGAGGGCCAAGGUUGAUGAGUACACUGCCUGGCACCACAACUACAUCCGGCCGCAUGCCGCCAAGGUCUUCAUCAUGGAAGUGCUAGUACCCCGUAUGACCAGGCAGCCAGUGGAGCAGCCCAAGCUGCAGAGGGCACUGGAACAGCUGGGAGACACGCUGGACAAGCUGGAGGGAAUGUUUCUGAAGAGGCAGCCCUUCCUCUGCGGCGAUGACAUUUCUCUGGCCGACCUGCUGGCCGUGUGUGAAAUAAUGCAGCCUCUAGGUGGCGGCAGAGACAUUCUGAAGGGGCGACGCAAGCUGGAAAGCUGGAGGAGCAGGGUGAUAUCGGCACUGCAGGGUUCUUUCGAGGAGGGACACCAGAUUUUGUAUCAACUUCGAGACAAGACAACAUCCAAGCUGUGACCAGGGCUGAUGUACAGAAUGCACGUGAUGCAGGGAGAGAUUGUCCACAAUCUGAGACAUGCACUUAAAUUGCUAAAUAAUUAGAUUUCGGAGCAUUUUACUGGCCUAGAAAAAGAAUCCAGUGUCUUCUUAAAUGCUAAAUCUAAAAAUCUAAUCCAGAAUAUUUCUAUGAGUGGAAGAUUUACUUCAAGAUUUUAUCUAGUUGAAGAAGAAGAAAAAAAAAGGGAUUAAACACUUAGAUUAUUCAAAUUAUAAGCAACGAAAUGCAGAAACACACAUUCACAUUUUAAAAAAAUGCAAGGAAAUAAAAUAUAAAAAUAUACAAAACUAGUAAUUUAUUAAAGAAAUCAAACAAGGACAUUUUUGUGGUAUGUUGAUACAUACUGUGAUUCCUUUUGGGUGAAAAUUAAAAAGAUUUAAGAGGUA
This is a messenger RNA of Brienomyrus brachyistius, 1158 nucleotides long. RefSeq names its product glutathione S-transferase theta 2 (gene gstt2). Lineage: Eukaryota; Metazoa; Chordata; Actinopteri; Osteoglossiformes; Mormyridae. The transcript has 5 exons. Gene Ontology annotation, cellular component: cytoplasm. Gene Ontology annotation, biological process: glutathione metabolic process. Gene Ontology annotation, molecular function: glutathione transferase activity. The coding region runs from base 40 to 732 and encodes 230 amino acids. The record is from RefSeq and is a predicted model, not a curated record.